AUGCGUAGAGAAGGUGAAGGUGAGGGAGAGAAUGUGCCUCAACUAACUGCAAGUUCGAGCAGGAGAAGGGUGAGAACGAGAGCGAGACCAGACCCUUUCUUGUCACUGUGCAGAUGCUUUAGCUUUGUCGUCGUUCUCUCUGCCAUUUUCUGCAUCGCCGUCAACGUCCUCUCUGCAAUUCGCUCCUUCAAAAACCAAUCCGAUAUUUUCGAUGGCAUAUUUCGGUGUUACGCCGUUUUCAUAACGUGCUUCGUGGUUCUGGCUGAGACGGAAUGGAAUUUCAUCAUCAAGUUCUGGAAGGUUAUGGAGUAUUGGGUUGCCAGGGGUAUCCUGCACAUUUUUGUUGCAGUCAUGACUAGGGCCUUCCCUGACUACAGCGGGGAACGAAAAGAGCUUGUAGUUCUUCAGAGCAUAGCGUGCUAUAUGCUUCUUACUUGUGGCGUAAUUUACGUUGUGUCGGGAGUCCUUUGCAUUGGUUUUCUGAAACGUUCUCGCCUGAAGCAAGAGAUAUCCAGAGAGCAAGCAGCAAAGGAUAUUGAGGAGUUGGAACGGCGUAGAGAAGAACUUGAACAACUGCUUAUAACAGAAUAG
Molecule: messenger RNA, 591 nt
Organism: Sphenostylis stenocarpa
Lineage: Eukaryota; Viridiplantae; Streptophyta; Magnoliopsida; Fabales; Fabaceae
Source: the annotation of a GenBank genome assembly